GUUUUUCCCGCUCAAAAUGUUGACAGCUGUGAAAGUCGCGUUCGGUUUUUGCACUUUUUUCCUCGCGUUCGAGGAGACUGUGUCAUGGACCAUAGAUUUACCGCAAGUGAGGAAGUAUUUUUUUGAAAAAAAUAUGCUCGAACGAGAGAGACAAGAUAGAUGGAAAAUGCAGCAGGCACAGCGGCCACAGCAAGUUGUGUAUGAUAAUAUACAUACAAAAAGCUUGCAUUUUGAUUACGAGAAGUAUAAGAAGCAUUACGCUGAUGAUUACAAGUACAAUGGAUACAUGGAACACAAGGUGCAUGAGGCGGUUCAAAACGGCAGCGCCUACCUGGACGGUCUGCGGCGCUCCAUCGAGGCCUACCUGCAGCGCCUAGAGUCCUGCCGCGGGCAGAACAUGACUGUUAACUUCGUCCAACUACGUCGGUACUCCAACCAAAACGACUCAAACGACGCUCUCUACUACUUCCUCACCAACCCCGCGAACCCCCUCACCGACCCCACCAAACCCAGUCUCGUCCAAGCAGCCCUCCUUAACAUCCUCCUCCCAUUCUCCACCUACGGCCUCCCAAUCCCCACGAACUUAACCACAGUGACCCAAAUGAACAUGAAUUUCACGAACUUCUUGGCGAUGGCGCCGAAUUACACAAUGUUUAAUAUGAGCGAGGAGUUCAGGAACUGUGUGAGGGCGGAUUUGGCGAGCGAGAAUGUGCGCCGGCUCGCUGAGCUCGCUGUGUGGGCCGCCAGCGAGCUGCAGGACAAGUUGUACGCGGAUAAAUACAGCGAGGAGUUCAGGAACUGUAUGAGGGCGGAUUUGGCGAGCGAGCAUGUGCGCCGGCUCGCCGAGCUCGCUGUGUGGGCCGCCAGCGAGCUGCAGGACAAGUUGUACGCGGACAAAUACAGCGAACGAGCUGCAGGACGAUAUAUGAGCGAGGAGUUCAGGAACUGUGUGAGGGCGGAUUUGGCGAGCGAGCAUGUGCGCCGGCUCGCUGAGCUCGCUGUGUGGGCCGCCAGCGAGUUGCAGGACAAGUUGUACGCGAACAAAUAUAGCGAGCACCACUACUACCACAAUCUUAAUGCCCACGAAAAUGACCACGGCCACGAAAACGGUAUCCUCAGCGAUCACAGCUACGGGCACGGCCAUGAGAAGGCCCACAAUAAUGACCAUGGGCAUGAUGAUGACACGCUGGUGCUGCGGCUAGCUUGGUUCUUAGACAGGCUGGCGCACCUGACUGGUUACGAUCCUACGGGACAGGACUUUGUGGAACCAUCGAAAGCUCGGCCGCCAUCAGAUCCGCCCAUGAUCCCCACCCUCAUCUCCAACGCGGACCUGCAGUUCCUCACGAGCUGCCUGCGAGGCACCAACGGAACUGCCACGGAGCGGUGUGCCUUCCCCAGCGGCUCCACCCCGCCUAACCUGGAAACUCUGCGAGCUAUGGGGAUGACUAUGCCAGUCCAACAAACGCCAGAUUUGAAGCCAUCCGCAUCAGAAACCGAAGAAUACACAUAUUCGGAACAAGUGUUCACCGACGACGAUAUGCCUCUCUCGCUCCCGCAGCGACCAGCAAAAAAACACAAGAGAUCAGUUGAUGGAGACCCUUUAGAAAACUUUAUACAAUACUUCGCUAAACACAAAGCCUGGACCGGCUCGAACCAAGAAGAAAAAUACAGCUCAGAAAUGUCACACGUAAAUGCAGAAAAAGACACCUCUGAAACGUCACAUGUAAAUACAAACAAGGAAAACGUGUCAAAUUCAAAUUCAAUAAGGAAGAAGCGGUUUGUAGUUAAAAAAAAGAAAGCGAAACAUGUCAAACCAGACCCAUUUCCGAUUGCCAGUUACGUGAAACAUAAGAUAGAGGGUCACAUUAAAAAAGAUGAGAAAGAGGCAAAGGCGUGGAAGAAGUUUAUAGAGAAAUUGCACAAGCCAAAGACGGAGGUUAAACUGUUGAAGUUUAAGAAAUCUAAGCGAUCUAUUAAGUAUUCUAGGAAGGAGCAGCCGCGAGUGCCGGAUGAUCCGCAGAUGGAUAUCAGCUAUUACGUGAAGAACAAGCCAGGCCGGAAUUAUAAUUACAAUGCGGCCCAGGCGGCGCUGGUGCGCGCGGGGCUCGAGCAGGUUUUCCAAACUGGCAACAUAUUAGUUGUGCAUCAAUACGGCUCCAAUUAUAACCCGGCCAACCGAGAGGUCAUACUGGACGGGUACAUCGCGGGCUUGGCCGACUUUUAA
Molecule: messenger RNA, 2224 nt
Organism: Cydia splendana
Lineage: Eukaryota; Metazoa; Arthropoda; Insecta; Lepidoptera; Tortricidae
Exons: 9
Coding region: 17-2224 (735 amino acids)
Source: RefSeq, a predicted model, not a curated record